This is a messenger RNA of Dermacentor albipictus, 1714 nucleotides long. The record is from RefSeq and is a predicted model, not a curated record. NCBI's taxonomy places the organism in Eukaryota, Metazoa, Arthropoda, Arachnida, Ixodida, Ixodidae.
UUGCGAAGAGCGCACGAGGAAUACGUACCACCGAAUCAUGUUUGCCGAGGCCGUCUUCGUGGCGCUGUGCCUAGCAGGUGCCGUUUGCGGCGGUGCCGUGUAUCCCGCCCCGGCCCCACAUUACGCCCCGGCACCCGUUCUGGCAGCUCCCCGCGUCUACGCCGCUCCCGCAAAGGCCCUGGUCGCUCCUGUCGCUGCGGCGCCGGCGACGGCGCAGUCCUACUCCUUCGGUUACAACUCGGCUGACGAGUUCGGCACGCGCGUCCAGCGCCAGGAGUCCAGCGACGUGAACAACGUGCGCACGGGCUCGUACGGCUACGCCGACGCCAACGGCAUCUUCCGCCACGUCCAGUACGUCGCCGACGCCGGCGGCUUCCGCGCUGCCAUUGACACCAACGAACCGGGCACCGCCCAGGGACAAACGGCUGGCGCCCUCUACAACGCCGCGCCGCUGCCGGCCGCCCCAGUGGCCCGUCCCGCACCCGUGGUCGCCGCAGGGCCGUACAAGCCCGCCGCCGCCGUACCCGUGGCGGCGCCGUACGCGGCGUACGCAGCCAAGCCAGCCGCCCCUCCGGCAGCACUGUACGCGCCGGCGCAGCCUAAGUACGCGGCCGCCGCGCCAGCGUUUGCCCCGGCGCGAGCUGUCGCGUACGGGCCCAAGUAUUUAUAAGCACGACGUAUAGGAAGCAUCCACCCACCUGUUUGUCCGAGUGGGUCGAACUGAGCGUGACGCACCUUUGGGCUUGAGCUAUUUCGACGGUCAUUAAACUUUUCGCUUUAUCGAUCUUCAGAGUGAGUGCACGCGACUGCUGUAUUUAGAUUGCUCAUAUUUGCACGAAUGAACUCGUGCAUGAAUUUGAAACCCUGGGUUGAAAAUUACUGUCGGUUUUAGUGAUCUCCGCAGUAUCCAGGAAGUGGUAUAUUAACUCAUGUAUGCCUAAUUUUUUCUUAUGGAAGAUGAUGAUGACCGGGAGGGUGAACGCGAUGAUGAGGUGUAAUAUUUUAAUUAGAAGAAAGCAGAACCACGUACGAAGUUGUGCAUUUAAAUUAGGCUGCAUGAUUUCGGUCUUUCAAGGAAACCUUUCUUUCAAGACAUUACAAUGUUUGGCGUUCCUUCUAUGAUCGGAUAUCAUUUAGCGCAUAUUCCAUCGAUCUCUUUUAGAAACUGUCUUAUUGAUGUUUCGCGUUAAUUUGAGGAAACGUUCCUUAUCUGAAAAAUGCAAGUGCGUGCUUCGCCUCAGCGUUGGUAUUAGCCUAGGUGCGGCUUGCAACUUCUACAUUCGACAGAAGCAGCGAAAUAGAGAAUGAGCCAUGAAGACUAUUUGUAAUGAUUGCGUGGGAAGCAGCGAGAUAGAGAAUGAGACAUGAAGACUAUGAGUAAUGAUUGCGUGGGUGCGCGUGCGGUGACUACUUUUGUGCUCCUUUAGUUACCAGUCCAGAUGCUUAUGUUCACAAUACGAAGACCUCGAACUUCGAGUUGCCUUCAACGAGGGUGCGAUGGCUAUUAUGUCUGAGCUUGCACUUUCCUUCUGUGCCCCAGCUUUCGGCUGUCGGAGGCGGAGGUGUAAGUUGAGCUUGGUUGUGAUUUUUCAACUUGUAGUUUAGAGAGUAGAACUCCAUAUUAUGUUCGCUCCGUUUAGAUGGUGCCUUGCGAUCCCUGUUAAUUUUUCCUUCGUCUUGAAUAUUUUUCACUGUAUGCAAUAAACAUUAUAAA